Aphis gossypii (cotton aphid) is the source of this 1625-nucleotide messenger RNA. RefSeq lists its product as uncharacterized. NCBI's taxonomy places the organism in Eukaryota, Metazoa, Arthropoda, Insecta, Hemiptera, Aphididae. The record is from RefSeq and is a predicted model, not a curated record. The transcript has 5 exons. Bases 327 to 1625 code for a protein of 432 amino acids.
UAUUAAUUUGCUGUAUGGGAAUGUUAUUGAUGUUUAUUUUGUUUAUUGGUAAUACUUAUUUAUUUGUCAUCUAAAAUAUUCACGAUUGUGGUGUGUCUAAAAUUUCAGAUUUACGUGUUUUGUAUAAAUUGUAUACUUUGUGUCCAACGUUUUAGUGUUUAAACUUGUUAUUAAUAAUGAAUAAUAAACGAAAAUAUAAAUCCGGUUCAAAAAAACGCCAAAAAAAAGAGAAUUAUUGUUGCAAUGUGCAAAUAAUAAAAAACAAAUGAAAUUUAUUUAUUCAAAAGUAUUUAACUCUACCUGCUGCCAGUGAGAAAAUUUAAGAUAUGGCUGAUCACAAUUAUGUUUCAAUAAAUGAAUGUGCAAAGAAAUAUUGUAAACGAUAUUGUUGUACUCCACAAUGCAAAAAUAAACAAAUGUCUACGUCAACUAUAACAUUCCAUUCCUUCCCUAAACAAAAAGAUUUAAAAUUAAAAUGGAAGACUGCUCUAAAAAUUGGAAAAGAAGUGCCAAAAUAUGCUUUUGUAUGUUCUACACAUUUUGAUGACAGUGAUUUUAUUCCAAGCUCAAAAACUAGUUCACCAGCAAAAAUAAGAAGGCUGAAGAUUGGUGUGGUACCUUCAAAAAAUUUACCUGUUCGGUUACUGGACAAAGUGCUUUUAACUCCAACAAAAGAAAAAAUCAUUAAGAGAGCUGAGAGAUUAAAACAACGUCGUCAAAAUAAAGAACAUUGUCAAAUUUUAUUUCAAAAUGACUGUUUACCUGAUAGUACACCUAUUACUGAUGUAGAGGAAUUAUCUUCAUCUUCUACACAAACUGAUGUCUUGACCCAAGAAAAAACUACAGUAUUAUCAAAUGAAAUUAAAACUGCCGAUAAAGAAGUCCAAGUUAAUACAUUUCAUUCCGAUUCUCUUUUUAGAAGAAGUAUUAUGGAUUUGAUUAGAAAUGAUGAAGAUUUAGUUGCAUUAACAGGGAUACCCAGCAUGGACAAGUUGUUAAAACUUGUCAAUAUUGGUGAAUUUGUGAUAAAAAGUUUAAAUUAUAAUAUCAAUUUUUCUCUUGAUAUUCUUCAUAGAAUAGUGUUAGUAUUAAUGAAGUUAAAACUAAAUACAUCUUACAAAUGCUUGGCAGUUUUAUUUGGUGUUUGUAAAAGUACUUGUACAAAUUACUUUUACGAAACAAUUGAUUUGUUAUAUUUAAUUUUAAAACCUUUAGUUUUGUGGCCUUCUAAAUCAAGUAUUUCUAAAAAUAUUCCUAAAUGUUUCAUAAAUUUCACAAGUACUAGGGUCGUAGUUGAUGGAACAGAAACUCCUAUCGAAGUUCCAAAAUGUUUGUCAUGUCGUAUUAGAACUUAUUCUUUUUAUAAAGGUAAACAUACUAUUAAAUUUAUGGUAGGCAUUUCUCCAGAUGGCCUAAUAACUUUUGUUAGUGAUGUGUAUGGUGGCAAAGCAUCUGACAAACAUAUAUUUGUAGAGAGUAAUAUUUUAGAAAAGUGUGAUAUUGGUGAUGGUGUUAUGGCUGAUAAAGGUUUUCUUAUUGAAGAGGAAUGUUCUAGGGCAGGUGUUAAAUUAUUUCGUCCCCCCUUUUUAAAAAAAAAUAAACAACUAUCUUUUGAAGACACUUAG